This is a messenger RNA of Apis cerana (Asiatic honeybee), 1075 nucleotides long. It is a transcript of the gene Iyd, whose product is annotated as Iodotyrosine deiodinase. NCBI's taxonomy places the organism in Eukaryota, Metazoa, Arthropoda, Insecta, Hymenoptera, Apidae. Gene Ontology annotation, cellular component: plasma membrane. The record is from RefSeq and is a predicted model, not a curated record. Gene Ontology annotation, molecular function: oxidoreductase activity.
AUGCUUACUGAAUUUUUUCCAUUUUGGACGAAAUACUGGUACUACGUGUUAAUUACUAUUGUAGCUUAUAUUUUUUUAAAAUUAUUUUAUAAAAUAUUGAAAAAGGACGUUACUUUUAUUGAAAAAAAUAAACAAAAUUUUGAUAUUUCAAAUAUCAUAAAGCAACUAAAAGAAACUAAUCAAGAAACAGAAGAUAAUGAGGAAUCUGCAUUACCAAAAGAUUUAAAACAUAUUCCUUAUGAAUAUAAAAGACCUUCUGAAAUAGAGUUAUUCUGUCAAGCUUCUGAGUUUUAUAAAAUAGUAACUGCUAGAAGAACUAUAAGAUUUUUCAGUUCUGACCCUGUACCAAAAGAAGUCAUAUAUGAGAUAAUAAAAGCUGCAGGUACAAUAUCAUGUUAUUACGUUCACAAAACUUUUUAUACAUCUGAGUCUGUUUUAGGCACUGCGCCUAGUGGUGCACAUACAGAACCAUGGACAUUCGUAGCGGUGUCAAAUCAGAAGAUAAAAGAACAAAUACGUUAUAUUGUUGAAAGCGAAGAAGAAAUAAAUUAUAAAAAAAGAAUGGGAGUAAAGUGGACAACUGACUUACUUCCAUUAAGAACAAAUUGGAUUAAAGAAUACCUGACUACCGCUCCUUAUUUGUUGCUUGUAUUUAAACAAAUUUAUGGAAUUUUACCAAAUGGAAAAAAGAAAAUUCAUUAUUAUAAUGAAAUGAGCACAUGUAUUGCUUGUGGUAUUCUCAUCACCGCUAUACAGUAUGCAGGUUUGGUAACUCUGACUUCUACUCCUUUAAAUUGUGGACCUGCCAUCCGCAACCUUCUUGGACGUCCUUCUAAUGAAAAGCUUGUUGUACUACUGCCAGUUGGUUAUCCAGCAAAGGAUGCUACAGUGCCUGAUCUUCAGCGAAAAUCUCUAUCUGAUAUUUUAGUAGAAAUUGAUUGACAUAUAUUAUAACAAAUUAUGGGAAUUAAAGUACCUUUGUUUAAUAUUUUAUCAGAUACUUGCUUGUAGGACAAUACAAAAAUGAGUACACAUAAUUAUAGAUUUAUAUAAAUCCUGUUUUUGUAAAAAAACU